Messenger RNA from Babesia microti strain RI, 336 nucleotides. Its product is annotated as phosphatidylinositol N-acetylglucosaminyltransferase subunit P, putative. The transcript has 4 exons. The record is from RefSeq and is a predicted model, not a curated record. Lineage: Eukaryota; Apicomplexa; Aconoidasida; Piroplasmida; Babesiidae. Bases 1 to 336 code for a protein of 111 amino acids.
AUGAAUAGUGUGGUUAGGGAUUUUUUGUUCUGGGUUUUCUGCAUCAUUCUAUACAUUGUAUAUCUGUGUUGGACUUUUAUUCCGGAUUCAAUACUGCAUAUAGCUACUCAUUUACUUAGACAUUGGUCAUUAGUGAUACCUGCGCUGGGAGUUGUAUUGUAUAAUUCCCUGUCCAAUUACUACUACAUAACAUCCAAAAUGCACAACGUCAGCAUAGACUCCAUUAACAAUAUAAAAGACAAGUACUCGAAAUACGCCGAUAAAGGACCAAGCAUUAAUGAGAAUCGAAUGGUGGAUAUACCUGUCACUGCAAUAUCAAGACAAUUGUAUGGUUAA